GGGGGGACCGGUUUUGUUCAAAAUGGCGGCAAAUUUGGAAGACACCACAAACCAGUUAAGCGAAACUGCAAAUCCUGUACCGCCCAGAAGUUUCACUGUAGUAAACGAAGACCAACAAUUCAGUGAAGUUGAAGAGCACGAAGAUGAGGAGAGAAACCCUCUUUUGGAACUGAAAAAAUGCAAAGAAUGGCUACAACAACAGAAGAUAAACCAUGAGGCCGAAUUACUUGUCCGACGGCUCCAGCAGUGCGAGGACCAGCAGCCUUCAACAAGUGCAUCAUCACAGUCUGAUCUUUACGAAAGGAUAUCCAAGUUGCAAGAUCAGCUCUAUUCCCUUUCAACAGCACGUUCAUACAAGAAGCUUGUUUUAGACAGGCUUCUGUGUGGUGACCUUUUAAUAAAAAAAUUGUUCCCAGAUGUUCUAACAGACUCACCAUCAGAAGAGCAGACUGAGGAAAUGAGAGAUUUUCUUAAAUUAUGUGAAAAACAGAACAAGCUUAGCACUGAGGUUCUUCUGGAACACAAGACAUUAUCAGAAGCUCAGACUCUUUUAGACAAGCUGAAACGGCAAAGUUAUGAGAUAAAAAAGGAAAACCGAGGUCUUCUAAAACGCGUUCAAAAACUUACAGAUGAAAAGGAAAAUGCUUCUUGCAGCCCUUCAGAUAACACAGUAAUCCAAAAGCUAAAACAGCAAAUUGGACUCAAAGUAGAAAAAAUUGACGUCGUCAGGAAUGUAUUUCAGGGUCUUGUAGUAGGAAGUGGUAUUGACUGGGUGAUGGACGAAGAGAUGCGACAUCUUGUUCUUAGUCUUGGAGAGCCACUGGAGUUUGCGACAUGACUUGUCCUCGUCCGACAACAAAACUGAGCUUCACGUCGCUCCCGCGAGUAGGAAGCAUUUACUGAAUUAGCGGAGUACCCAAAUGAAUUCACAAAACAUGCUUGUCAUCUACGGACAUUUUUUUUUUUUAGUCAGGAGUUGCGUCUUGGCCCUCCUGUUUUAGUUACGCUUCAACAUCAGUAUGCAACUCCUCCAUACUGUUCUUUAUACAUUACCUAUCGUGCCGACAAGGAUAAUUUGCUCAACAAUCGAGAGCUUCUUUGGUUGUUGAUCGUUUCCUUAAUUCUCCUGAUCUUUAGUGUUUGAUUCUGGGAUGAUACUGUGGGAAGAAAUUAAAUGCUCAUCGCGAAGCAACCGUGACGUUCA
Stylophora pistillata is the source of this 1204-nucleotide messenger RNA. RefSeq names its product centromere protein H. Gene Ontology annotation, biological process: mitotic spindle organization; kinetochore assembly; chromosome segregation. Gene Ontology annotation, cellular component: kinetochore; nucleus. Lineage: Eukaryota; Metazoa; Cnidaria; Anthozoa; Scleractinia; Pocilloporidae. Gene Ontology annotation, molecular function: kinetochore binding. The record is from RefSeq and is a predicted model, not a curated record.